AUGGCGCCAACCGAAAAGACAGCCUCCGGCAAGGACCUGUACUCGGUUAUCCUGCCGACCUUUAACGAACGCCAGAACCUGCCCAUCAUCACUUGGCUAUUGAACAAGACGUUCACAGAAAAGUCGGUACUCACUUGGGCCAACAUCAACUGGGAGCUCAUCAUCGUCGACGACGGUUCUCCUGACGGCACACAAGAUGUCGCCAAGCAGCUCGUUGAGGUGUUCAAGCCGCAUGUCGUCCUCCAGACCAGGACAGGCAAGCUAGGACUCGGCACAGCAUACGUCCACGGUCUCCAGUUUGCCAAGGGCAAUUUCAUUAUCAUCAUGGACGCCGACUUCUCCCACCACCCCAAGUUCAUACCGCAGAUGAUCGAGAAGCAGAAAUCAGGCGACUACGACAUCGUCACAGGCACGCGGUACGCCCCAGGCGGCGGCGUGCACGGCUGGGACCUAAAGCGGCGCAUGACUUCCAAGGGCGCCAACAUCAUGGCGGACACGCUGCUGCGGCCGGGCGUCAGCGACCUGACGGGCUCGUUCCGCCUGUACAAGCGCAACGUGCUCGAGAAGCUGUUUGAGACGACCGACGUGCGCGGCUUCAGCAUGCAGAUGGCCCUCGCCGUCACGGCCAAGGCCAUGGGCUACUCGAUCGCCGAGGUCCCCAUCACAUUUGUCGAUCGUGUUUACGGAGACAGCAAGCUGGGUGGGGAGGAGAUUGUCGAGUAUGCCAAGGGAGUCUUUUCGCUUUGGGCGAGGGUGUGA
This is a messenger RNA of Pyricularia pennisetigena, 759 nucleotides long. RefSeq lists its product as uncharacterized. The coding region runs from base 1 to 759 and encodes 252 amino acids. The transcript is spliced from 3 exons. The record is from RefSeq and is a predicted model, not a curated record. Gene Ontology annotation, biological process: GPI anchor biosynthetic process; protein O-linked glycosylation via mannose. Gene Ontology annotation, cellular component: endoplasmic reticulum membrane. Gene Ontology annotation, molecular function: dolichyl-phosphate beta-D-mannosyltransferase activity. NCBI's taxonomy places the organism in Eukaryota, Fungi, Ascomycota, Sordariomycetes, Magnaporthales, Pyriculariaceae.